AUGGCUACUCAACUGGUUCCUUAUAAUACGGCCAUGAAGCUGGGCUCUGGCUUCAAUUCAUUCACACAGACCCUCUGCGUUGAUAAUGCGGUUGUGCGCGAGCCGAACAACAAGGGUUCUGGAGAAGUCAGGCAAAAGCAGUCAGAGGAGGAAGUUCCCCAGUCUGUCAUUUACAAGACCAGCAUCAUCGAAAAAUCGACUGAUGUUACAGACGAGAUGAAUAUAAAUGGUGCCUUCAACAUAAAAUACGACCAGUUGACCGCUGAUGGCAGCGGCAAGUUUAUCAAUACGAACAAAAUCAAAGAGAGCGAUGUCAACAUUAUGGUCUCUGUCAAGGUCGUCAACCAGAUCAUCUAUGAUCACUCUCUCACCAAGUUCAAUAGCAUCACCAAGUUCAAGGACGACUCCCAGAAGCGCCUGGUAGAUAUUUAUGGAGAUUCCUUUAUUUCUGGCUGGCAAGAGGGAGGUGAGUUCCUGGCUGUCAUCAGUAUCAAGGCCAAGAACCGAGAUGAGGCGCACAACAUUGCUGCCGAUGCUAGAAUCGCCUACACACGCAACAAGAGCCCGGCUCCGGAGAGUGACAAGAAAGAGUUCAUGCUCGAUAUCAAUGCCAAGUUCGACAAGAUCAAGAAUGACAUUGCCGCUGAGAACGAAGUGUCUGUUUCUGUUAUGUGGAGUGGUGGUGGUCAACAUCUGAAGGAACAGAAAAAAGACUGGGACUUUGACACCAUGAAGGAUGUUGCGCUAAUGUUUCCUGAUCUUUGUGCCAGGACUCCCAUGCGUACUCACGCAUUGCUCACCAGAUACACGGCUUUACGAAGUUUCCACGAAACCCAGGCUUUUGAUCUACCUAGGUAUGACAAGACUGGAACAUACACAAAUGUGCUGCAUGAGGCCUACCUCGACUACAAGGCCAUUCUCAGUACGAUCCAGGUCCUGGCAUUUGAGGUCUCUGAGGGCAAAAAAGCGCUGAUCGAGAACUUUCGUGUUCAAGAAGCCAUUGACGCAGCGAAGGUCAUCGCUGAUAAAUGGCGCGAAGCAAGGAGUGAGAAUUCAACCCAGGAGCCUACACCAGGAACUGGGCCUGAAUCUACCGAGGGCAGCGAGGUCAUGGUCCCUGGCCCCGAGGCCAAUCUUGACACGAAGAACGAAAAAGCUCCGCCUCUUCCGAAGCCCAAGACAUGUCAAUCUCCUGGAUUAGACAAGGCGUUCCCCCCGACCAUCACUGGUCUGGAAGAAGCUCGGCUCAAGUGCCGCUUCAACAUGACUCGCAUUAUAGAGGAGAUCGACAACAUUACCGUCAACCCGGAGAUUGCCACAGAUGAAACCAGACCAUCCCCAUAUCUCAGUCCUUUUCUCUUUAAGCUUCUUCUACCCCUCGGUGUGGAUCUUCCAGCAGAGUCAACUAAGGUUGCGCAGCAUGGCAAGGCGUUUCUGUUCAACCCUCAAGUUUGCGCUGAAAAGUUGGGUGUGGCAAAGACAACCAAGGAGAACAAUGGUUCGGAAUGA
This is a messenger RNA of Fusarium oxysporum Fo47, 1509 nucleotides long. RefSeq lists its product as uncharacterized. The transcript is spliced from 6 exons. The record is from RefSeq and is a predicted model, not a curated record. Bases 1 to 1509 code for a protein of 502 amino acids. NCBI's taxonomy places the organism in Eukaryota, Fungi, Ascomycota, Sordariomycetes, Hypocreales, Nectriaceae.